Dermacentor albipictus is the source of this 679-nucleotide messenger RNA. NCBI's taxonomy places the organism in Eukaryota, Metazoa, Arthropoda, Arachnida, Ixodida, Ixodidae. The record is from RefSeq and is a predicted model, not a curated record.
GGAAGGGUAUAUAAAGCACAAAAUAAUUUUGCGCAGUUUAGUGUUCAUCUCGGAUUCACAAGGAGACGUGAAGUCUGUACUCCGCUAAAGGAACCACCGACCAACAUGAAGAUUGCUCUCACAUUUCUUCUUGUCGCAUUUGCGGCUGUGUGCGUGUACGCCACGUCGGAGCCCCACUGCGAGGGUGUGACGUGCGACCCCGAGACUUGUCCUAAGAACGAAUGCCACUGCGGAAGCCACAAGGACGCUUGCGGUUGCUGCGACUUCUGCAACAAGUGCGCAAGCGAGGAGUGCCACCCCGAACACAACGACCAGUGCGCCGAAGGCUUGCACUGCGUCAAGAAGGUCAUCGGCGAAGAGACUGAACCGGUUGCGGGACACUGUGAGCCAGUCGAGUCCAGCAGCACCACCGCCGCGCACCCAGAGACUCCCGUCAAGGUACCGGACUCGGAGGCGCCGGUUCACGAACCGGAAGAGCACCACGAAGAACACGCCAAGAGUGAAGCUAACCACGAGUGAUCGUUCGACUGAGGAGAACAGUGAAACGACCCUGAUGUUAAUUCAGUGGCUCAAUCACUUGUCAGCUCAUUCGCGCUCGGUCUACAGAUGUUGCUAGUCACGUGGAACAAACGAUGCUGUGAGAAAAAAAAAACAUCGAAAUAAAGAACACUGAGCAAAA